AUGUCACAAAUUACAACUGAUACAGUUCCUUCAACGGAACUAUCAGAAGUAGAUAUGGCUAUGCUAGCAAAGACACGAUCCUCUGGGAUUUCUUUCAUACCGCCAGAGACUCAUGAUAUGGUAAGAUCAUUAUUUGAUCCAACAAUUAAAAAAUCAUUUUUAGAAUUAUGUAUUACAUCUGCUUUAUUAUUAAAUUUUGUUUUUGCUUAUUAUAGUGUUCAAUGGUUUGGUAGAUCAUUUACACGUAAAUUAUACAUUUUACAAUAUGUAUUUUGGAGAUUAUGUUAUAAUGGUGGUAUUGGUAUUGUAUUACAUUAUCAAUCACAUUAUGAAACUUUAACAAAAUGGGCUAAAAAGACACAAAUUUUUAAUAAGAAAAAUUCAAGUUUAUUAGCACGUUUUUUACAAUUUGAAGUUGGUGCAAAAUUACCAUCAAAAAAUAAAGUUUAUGAAUAUCCUCCAGAAUUAACAACUUGGUUAUUAUUCCGUCAAUUUGUUGAUUUGAUUUUAAUGCAAGAUUUUGAUACUUAUAUUAUUUUUGUAUUUCUAUCUUUACCUGAUACAAAUUUAAAUGUUUUAUUUAAUUGGAAGUCUGUAUUAGGUAUAGUAUUAAUUUUUUUCAAUGUUUGGGUUAAAUUAGACGCUCAUCGUGUUGUUAAAGAUUUUGCUUGGUAUUGGGGUGAUUUUUUCUUUCUACAAACAAAUUCACAAUUAGUAUUUGAUGGUGUAUUUAAUAUUUCACCACAUCCAAUGUAUUCAAUUGGUUAUUUGGGUUAUUAUGGUCUCUCUUUAAUUACAGGUGAUUAUCAAGUUUUAUUGGUUUCCAUAUUAGGCCAUUUCUUACAAUUUUUAUUUUUAAAAUAUGUUGAAACUCCACAUAUUGAUAGAACAUAUGGUCAAGCUAAUGAUAAUAAUGAUAGUAAUACUCCGGCAAGUAUUGAUGAUUUAAUUGCAAAGGAAAAUUUUGAUUAUUCAAGACCUUUAAUAAGUACAGGUAUUUGGUUAAACAAUUUUAACAAAUUAAGAAUUUCAGAUUAUUUUACUGUGACAACUGUUUUAACCAUUAUAACUUGGUAUAUUACUUAUAAACCAUCAUGUUUAACUUUAUUCAUUUUAACAUUUUCAAUUAAGUUUUUUGAAUGGAUUAUCGUUAGUACAAUUCUUUAUAAACAAUCAGAAGAUAAAUGGUUUACAAAAUUAUUUAUGAAAAAUGGUUAUACUCAAUUAUACUCAUUUCAACAAUGGCAAUUUAUUUACAAUUUUUCAUUAGUUAUCUCAUACACUUUAUUAACUAUUCAAACUAUUAAUAAUGUUCAUAUGAUACCUUUCAAAGAAGAAAGUUAUACUCAAUUAAUCUUUGGUUUAUUACUAUGUGCUUUACAAGUAUGGUGUGAUACAGAAAUUAGAGAUGCAAUUUCUGAUUUUGGUUGGUUCUAUGGUGAUUUCUUUUUAUCAAAUUAUAUUACAUCAAGAAAAUUAACUUCAGAAGGGAUUUAUCGUUAUUUAAAUAAUCCAGAAGCUAUCCUUGGUGUUGCUGGGAUUUGGGGUACGGUAUUAAUGACAAAUUUUGCUAAAGAUAAUAUAAUUCUAGCAAGUCUAUGGACAUUUUCAAAUUUUAUGUUGGUUAAAUUUGUUGAAACUCCACAUAUGGAAAAACUUUAUGGUAAUGAACAAAGAAUUAGUGGUGUUGGAAAGACUUUAUUAUCCUUAAAACCUUUAAAACGUGUAUCAGAGAUUGUUGAUAAUAUUGAACAUAUUAUUAUGAGAUCUAUCUUAAAUAAUAAUGAAAAUCAUCCAGUGGUAACUACAACAACUACAAGUUCACAGAUUACAAAAGAUCAUGAUGAUUUUAAUAAGAGAACUAAUAAUGCGAAAGAUUGGGAAAAUGUGAUCGAAAAUGCAAUUAAAAAUGUUACCUCUAGAUUAACACCGAAUUGUGAAUUUGAAUUGAAUUUAGCAAAUGAUGAAGAAGCUUGUUCAGUGGUUCCUGAUCCAAUUGAAAUCGAUUGGAAAUUACCAACAGACCUAUAUGAUGACAACGAUUGGAUUGGUCUUUAUAAUGUCAUAAGUACCAGAAAUAAUCGUGAGUUUACUCGUGUCCCAUCUUUUGGACAUUGGGUACAUACUAAAGAUCAUGUUGUUGAACGCACAGAUGAGUUCAUUCGUGGUAAAAUUAUUUUCGAUGCUUCAUUAUUAAAUUAUGAAGUAGGAAUUUAUGAAUUUAGAUAUCAUUCAAAGGAUACACAUAAAGUAUUAAUGAUCUCAACUCCUUUCCAAGUAAGAUUACCUGAAUUGGAUACCUCUACUGAAAUAGCUUUAAGAGAAUCUCUGUUAGCGUUUUUACAAGCAGCACAAGUAAUUAAGGAUGGAAAAUUCUUCGAUUAUGAUAAUGGUAACAAAUAUUUCAAUAUUAAAUCUUUACAAAGAGUUAUUAAAAAUAGUAUUGGUGUGGAAUUAUCUAAUGAAUACAUUAGAAAGGUGAAUGGCGAUGUAGACGUCAUGGCUAAUAGAAUUUGGGAUAUAAAGAAAAUCUUAGAUGACUUAGAAUAA
Maudiozyma saulgeensis is the source of this 2550-nucleotide messenger RNA. The record is from the annotation of a GenBank genome assembly. NCBI's taxonomy places the organism in Eukaryota, Fungi, Ascomycota, Saccharomycetes, Saccharomycetales, Saccharomycetaceae.